AUGUUGAAGCGGACAUGGCGGCCCGGGUGUCUGGAGUUUUCACGUGAGUGUUUUCGAACACGCGUUCGACUUUCUCCUCUUUCCACCUGGCACCACAGCGACCAGUACUAUUUCCUAGAGAUGGCUGCCGUCCAAAAUCUCGUCAUCUCGCUAACCGCUAUGCAAGUCGCCCGUCGGAUUCCUUUUGACGACCCGGACACGCUGAACCUGGUUCGUGCGGGCUACGUGGUCGUGCAGAUCAUCAUCCUCGGCGCCUACUACUACGUCUCCUCGACCAUAAAGAGAAAGAACGACCAGACGGUGCUCAAAUAUGUGGAACCACCAGCACCCAUGACACAGGAACCUGGCAAACUCGUCACGACCACUGUCCGCGACUACGACCUCUCCGAGACGUCUAAGCUCCUCCGCUCAACAUACACCGGCAUCGCGAUGAUGCUCGUCAUGCACCUCUACUUCAAGUUCACCCAACCUCUCUUUAUCCAGUCGCUAAUGGGCAUCAAGGGCCUCUACUACGCGAAGCUCGUAUCGAUACACAUCCUCGGGAAGCCGGCUACUGGAGAUUUACAGCGUCCGUUCAAGGCAGGAGGGGGCAUGUUUGGGAUGGCUGCAUCUGAACCCCAAACGGACGCCGCGGCGAUUGCAGAGGUGGAGAAGCGUGCUGGGAAGAAGGACGAGUAG
Molecule: messenger RNA, 678 nt
Organism: Cyclocybe aegerita
Lineage: Eukaryota; Fungi; Basidiomycota; Agaricomycetes; Agaricales; Hemipholiotaceae
Source: the annotation of a GenBank genome assembly